Molecule: messenger RNA, 558 nt
Organism: Musa acuminata AAA Group (dessert banana)
Lineage: Eukaryota; Viridiplantae; Streptophyta; Magnoliopsida; Zingiberales; Musaceae
Exons: 1
Coding region: 1-558 (185 amino acids)
Source: RefSeq, a predicted model, not a curated record
AUGGUCGACACCGGGAGUUCCGCCGACGUCCUAUACCUCGACGCCUUCAAGAAGCUCAGUUUGACUAAGGAGGACCUCACCGCCAUGGCGUCGGCACUCACUGGAUUCACGGGGGAUUCCAUCUCCCUGCUCGGGACCACCAUCCUCCCUAUCACCAUCCCGGAAGAGCCGAGAGCAAAGACAAUAAUGACCACCUUCAUGGUAGUCGAUCUGCCCUUGGCCUACAACGUCAUCCUCGACCGACCGGCGCUCAACAAGUUAAAAGCGGUGGUAUCCACCUACCAUAAGGCCAUCAAGUUUUUGACUUCGGUGAGGAUCAGGGAAUCCCGAAGUGAUCCAGGAGAGUCAAGGCGAUGCUAUCUUACGGCGAUUACUCUCCCAGGGAAGUCACGCCCCCAUCAAGUCCCCGACCCUCAUGAGGGACCCAUAGCGCCGAUGCAGUUGGAGCCCCCCGAGCAACUCACCGAGGUAACCCUUAAAAAGAACCGUCCCGAUCUGACCGUGAAGGUUGGGACGACGCUCCCCAAAGCAGAUCAGUCCACCUUAUCGAUUUCCUGA